AUGAAGCUCAACCCUGAAAAAUGUUCAUUUGGGUUUGAGGAAGGCAAGUUCCUGGGCCAUAUUGUUGGGAAACAAAGCAUCAAGGCCAACCCAAACAAGGUGAAAGCUGUUCUUGAAGCCAAACCACCAAAAACCAAGAAGGAAGUUGAAAGCUUGAAUGGGAAGCUUGCAGCCUUGAAGCGUUUUACCUCAAAGUUAGAAGAGAGGUCUCCCUCCUUCUUUAAAAUGCUCAAAGGUUGCACUGAUAAGAAGGACUUCAAAUGGACUGAAGAAGCUAAUGCAGCCUUUAACCAAAUGAAGCAGCACCUAGCUUCCCUGCCUGACAUGGCAGCCCCAGAAACGGGCGAAUUGAUCUCAGUAUACCUUUCAGUUGCCGAAGAAGCAAUAAGCGCGGUCCUCACAAUCGAACGAGGAAAAACCCAGGUACCCGUCUAUUUCUUCAGCAAAACUUUAAAAUUGGCUGAAACCAAAUACCCUCCUUUAGAGAAACUUGCCCUAGCCCUCGUGCAAACAACUAGAAGGCUUCGAAGGUAUUUCCAAGCAUACCCUAUGCAAGUGGUCACCGACCAACCCAUCAGGAGUGUGCUUGAAAAACCGGAAAACUCGGGACGAUUAGCCAAAUGGGCCAUAGAACUAGUUGAGCAUAACAUCACCUAUGUCCCAAGAAAAGGUAUCAAGGCCCAAGUCUUGGCUGACUUCAUCAUAGAAGUCCCUAAACAAACUCUCACUGAGGUAAACACAGCCGCCACUGAACCCUUGAACCCCGAAGUCUGGAAGCUCUUUACCGACGGAGCUUCAAGCGUUGAGGGGUCCGGGGCGGGGCUUAUUCUAAUCAACCCAGAAGGGUUAGAAUUCACGUAUGCUCUUCGUUUUGACUUUCAGACCACCAAUAACGAAGCGGAAUACGAAGCACUGAUCACCAGCUUAAGGCUGGCUAAAGAAAUGAAGGUCCAAAAGCUUGAAGUGUUCACAGACUCAUUACUGGUCUCAAGCCAAGUAAACGAUAGCUAUGUUGCCAAAGAGCCCAACAUGAAACGGUACAAAGAAAAAUCUAAAGAAUUGAUGAACACCUUCCAAAUGUGUACAAUCAAACAGAUUCCAAGAUCCCAAAACAAGAAGGCAGAUGCCUUAAGCAAGCUUGCAUCUCUCACUUUUGCUCACCUAACAAAGAAGGUGUUAGUAGAAGUGUUAAAAGCUCCAUCAAUUGAUGAGUUGGAAGUUCAGGAUGUAAUCACUGAUGAAGAUCCAAAUUGGAUGACUCCAACCAAGAAGUUCCUUAAAGAUGGUGAACUACAAAAUGAUCAAGUAGAAGCUGAAAGGGUUAAAAUCAAGGCAAGGCAGUACGUGCUACAAGGAGAAACCCUUUACAAAAAGGGUUACCUUGCCCCCUUGCUAAGAUGUGUUGGUCCUGAGCAAAGUCAGUACAUGAUCAAAGAGAUUCAUGAAGGGGUAGUCGUCACUGAUAAUGGGAAGCAAUUUGUUGAGAAGCCUUUCAGCAUUUGGUGUAAAGAAUACAGAAUCAAUCAGGUCUUUAGCUCAGUGGCUUACCCGCAAUCAAAUGGCUAG
Molecule: messenger RNA, 1566 nt
Organism: Helianthus annuus (common sunflower)
Lineage: Eukaryota; Viridiplantae; Streptophyta; Magnoliopsida; Asterales; Asteraceae
Exons: 2
Coding region: 1-1566 (521 amino acids)
Biological process (GO): DNA integration
Molecular function (GO): nucleic acid binding; RNA-DNA hybrid ribonuclease activity
Source: RefSeq, a predicted model, not a curated record